Messenger RNA from Bacillus rossius redtenbacheri, 1984 nucleotides. RefSeq lists its product as uncharacterized. Lineage: Eukaryota; Metazoa; Arthropoda; Insecta; Phasmatodea; Bacillidae. Bases 129 to 839 code for a protein of 236 amino acids. The record is from RefSeq and is a predicted model, not a curated record. The transcript has 5 exons.
AGGUGGUUGCUAAGGACGCUAAAAAGGAAAAUGUAUGUAAUUAAUGCCGAGAAGAUUGAAAAUAAUAUUACUAAUCCUAUCUGUUGGGAAAUACCAAAGGAAUUGUCGUAGAGUUCAUUUAAGAAACAAUGUUCGUAUUGUAUGUUCAUCCUGCUGAUGUGGAUCCAGGUCCGCACGGGAAGCGGGCGAGCGACGGACUCCAGGCCGGUCCAGAGCGUGCGAGGUGUGCCCGAUACUCGGGUGUCGCCGGCAACUGGACACCCUGUAUCACGUGGCACAAAGGCCGGGCCACGUCAGUGGUUGCGAGGACGGUGCUAACUGACCUCGCGCUGGUCGACGAGGAAGGCAGGGCCCUGAAGACGAAGCAAGUUCACCAAGAGUUGUUCUGUGACGUCUCGGGGAGGAGGCGGCGAGUCGCUGUGGGCUCGCUCCGCGCGGCCGCGAAGACACGCGACCUCGCCGUGAGACACCGGCGAGCGGCGCCGGCGAUGCGACUGGCCCGAUCACCUCCGACCUUUCCCGACCAGCUCCGAGUCCCCCUGCAGCUCACGACACACCGACUCCGCGCCAACACUGCCAUUUCAUUUUUCCGUGAACGGCAAAGCCAGCUGCUCCCCGGAGGCCAAUGGGAGAACUGGCCAAUGGGAGGAGAGCUCUCAGCCUCGCCUCGCCAGCGACCCCCCGGGGCGGUGUUUGCGCGAGGUGUGGACGCCAUACGGUCGAGGCGCGGGUCCACACAGCAUCCCGCCGCCGGGUUGUCCUCUCCGGCCCUCUUCACCGCCGCCAUCAGCACAGGGUGGACUGGCGUGCCGCGCUAUACUGUUGGCGGUCCCGCGUGAUCUUGAGCCGGCGACGAUAUCUGCAAGGUCGACCUGCAAGCCUUCACCGAGCGCAUCUUCACCUCUACGGCUGGCAGGGAUGAAAACUGCAGCUCUUGCGCGGAGGCUGUUUAAGGCAAUGUGAGACUGAAGAGUCUUGGCACGCAUUUGCUUUGCGAGAGAGUACACAAGGUUAGUGCCAUUUCAGAUUCCAUAGCUAAUGUUUGCUUUUCCCAACGCGGUGCUUUAAAAACGUUAAGAACACACGCCAUUUACCCUUCCCAGAAGAACGUUUUCUAUGCUUAUACAAAAAGCAUUUUGUAAUGAUGCAGGAAAGAUAUUGUAAAUUUGUCCAACACAUGCCUAUGAUUAUUUUUGCAUACAUGAAAUAUGUUUUUUGAGAUAAUACUGAGUAUUUAUUACGAAAAUUUUCGCAUAAUUUUAUAUUUUUAUUUUAAACCCACGGAAAAAAAAUAUUGAAUAUUCUAAAUUGGACUUUAUUUUGUUUUAUAAUGCUUAUUAUUGUGCGCAGUUAUUACUGAAAAGCUAUUUAGGGAAAGGUAUGCAAGUAAUGUUAACUAAUGAAGGUAUUGGGACAAUCCAAACCAUCCGAAGCCAUUAUUACUGCUAAAACUAUUUGUAGUGAUAUACAUUUUUUUUUCAUGUAACUGCACAAAUUUUCACAUAUCUGUAAUUUUACAUAAAUAUUUAUGGUCCAUUUACAAACAAAAAGUGUUUGGACGCUUACCUCUAGCAAGGUUGUUAUCAUUAAAUUAUUAUUCGAGUCUAGCUGUCCAAGCUCUUGAACCACGUGAUAUUGUUCUAUGCUACAUUAUUCAAGCUAUUGGAGCACCUCACUCGGCAAACGAUUGGGAUAGGAUUUUAAAGAUGGCAAUCCUGGCUCAACGUAGCAUUUAGAAAUCUUAUGAACACCAAUUUUUAUGUAAAUAAUUAUUUAACAACCCUUAGUGGCACACUUUUCCUCUUGUUCUAAAUAAAAAACAAACAAGCAUAUUAUAUCGCAAUAAUCUCUGCUUUAGUUAGAAAAUUUCAAAGGUUAUUAACGUGCAGACUCGUAAGCACAUUUCGGUGUUGAGAUAUCGAAUUUUCACGCCACUGUUUUCGAUUUAUUACUAUUGUUAGCGGUUUAUUUUACAAAAAAAAAA